UGCGGCCCGGCCCGCGGCGGCGUGGCGUGGGCGCCCAGGCCGGAGGGCUGCGGGGAGGGGCGGCCGGGCCGGCCUCUUUUUCUGCGGCCCGAGCCUCACCGACGUUUCCGGGUUUCGUCAGAUGUGAAUCCGAUGGAGCGGCCGGGGGAAGGCGAGCAGCCGCCGCAGCAGCAGCCCUGGGGAAGGCUCCUCCGCCUGGGCGCCGAGGAGGGCGAGCCGCACGUCCUCCUGAGGAAACGCGAGUGGACCAUCGGGCGGAGGAGAGGUUGUGACCUUUCUUUCCCCGGCAAUAAACUGGUCUCUGGAGAUCACUGUAAGAUUAUAGUGGAUGAGAAAUCUGGGCAGGUGUCGCUGGAAGAUACCAGCACCAAUGGAACAGUAAUUAACAAGCUGAAGGUUGUUAAGAAGCAGAUGUGCCCUUUACAGACCGGGGAUGUCAUCUACUUGGUGUACAGGAAGAAUGAGCCAGAACACAAUGUGGCGUACCUCUACGAAUCCUUAAAUGAGAAGCAAAGCAUAACACAGGACUCCCUUGAAGCUAAUAAAGAAAAUGUGUUCCACAUGACCAAAGAUACCUCAGGGGCAGGGCAAGGCGACGAUCCCCAGGUCCUGCCGUCGCCCACCACUCAGGCGUGCUUUGAGGAACCACAGCCAUCGACGUCCAUGUCAGCCCUCUUCCCCAUGGCCUCUACCUCUUCCACAGAGCCCACCUCCGCAGGGCGAGCGCCUCCCUCCGUCUCCGGCUCUGGAGAUGCAGGCGUCUCCCCGAAAGGGUAUGGUCCAUCCAUGGCAAGUGAUGAAAUCUCCAGCCUCCCUUCAGUUUUCCCAGACAGAGAGGGAGCAUCCUUUUCUCUGUUGGAAUCCCAGGAUCAGGAGGAUUUGGAGCCCAUUAAGAAGAGGAUGAAAGGAGACGGGGAGCCUGACCCAAACCUGCAGCUGUUGGUCGUGGACCAGUGUAGAGACACCCAUGCUGCCCUCGAGGAUGUCAGCGCUGUGGCCAUGAAGCCAGACAAGAUGGAGGAGACGCUCACGUGCAUCAUCUGCCAGGACCUGCUGCACGACUGUGUGAGCCUGCAGCCCUGCAUGCACACCUUCUGCGCGGCCUGCUACUCAGGCUGGAUGGAGCGCUCUGCCCUGUGCCCCACCUGCCGCUGUCCGGUCGAACGGAUCUGUAAAAACCACAUCCUCAACAACCUGGUAGAGGCGUACCUUCUCCAGCACCCAGACAAGAGUCGCAGCGAGGAAGAUGUGCGGAGCAUGGCCGCCAGGAACAAGAUCACUCAAGACAUGCUGCAGCCCAAAGUCAGGAGGUCCUUCUCUGAUGAGGAAGGGAGUUCGGAGGACCUGCUGGAGCUGUCAGAUGUGGACAGUGAGUCCUCGGAUGUUAGCCAGCCAUACGUUGUGUGCCGACAAUGCCCUGAGUACCGGAGGCAAGCGGGGCAGCCCCUUCCCUGCCCAGAGCCCGGCAGUGAGCCAGGGGCACCGCAGGCCCUGGGGGACACACCGUCAACAUCUGCCAGCGUCACGACAGCCCAGGAUUACGUGUGUGCCCUGCAAGGAAGCCACGCCAUAUGUACCUGCUGCUUCCAGCCCAUGCCCGACCGAAGGGCGGAGCGCGAGCAGAACCCCCGCAUCGCCCCCCAGCAGUGUGCUGUCUGCCUGCAGCCCUUCUGCCACCUGUACUGGGGCUGUGCCCGGACUGGCUGCCUCGGCUGCCUGGCCCCGUUCUGUGAACUCAACCUGGGCGACAGGUGUCUGGACGGGGUGCUGAGCAACAACAACUAUGAGUCGGACAUCCUGAAGAAUUACUUGGCAACCAGGGGUUUGACGUGGAAGAACAUGCUGACUGAAAGUCUCGUGGCUCUGCAGAGGGGAGUGUUUUUACUGUCUGAUUACAGGAUCACCGGGAACACCGUGCUGUGUUACUGCUGCGGCCUGCGCAGCUUCCGAGAGCUGACCUACCAGUAUCGGCAGAACAUUCCUGCUUCCGAGUUGCCAGUGGCUGUAACGUCCCGUCCUGAUUGCUACUGGGGCCGCAACUGCCGCACCCAGGUGAAGGCCCACCACGCAAUGAAAUUCAAUCAUAUCUGUGAACAGACAAGGUUCAAGAACUAACGUCCAGGGAGGCACCGAGACGGCUUGGGAGUGUCAGGGGUCAAUGACAGCGUGAUUCGGAAAAUACCGAAUAUAAACAUUUUAAGGGCAUUUCCCAGUCCCCCUCAGGGGACACUGGGGUCUCUGUGUCCUGCACUCUA
Ceratotherium simum simum (southern white rhinoceros) is the source of this 2255-nucleotide messenger RNA. RefSeq names its product checkpoint with forkhead and ring finger domains (gene CHFR). Gene Ontology annotation, biological process: ubiquitin-dependent protein catabolic process; protein ubiquitination; mitotic cell cycle checkpoint signaling. Gene Ontology annotation, cellular component: nucleus. NCBI's taxonomy places the organism in Eukaryota, Metazoa, Chordata, Mammalia, Perissodactyla, Rhinocerotidae. Gene Ontology annotation, molecular function: protein binding; ubiquitin-protein transferase activity. The record is from RefSeq and is a predicted model, not a curated record.